This is a messenger RNA of Zerene cesonia (dogface butterfly), 1830 nucleotides long. It is a transcript of the gene Acsf2, whose product is annotated as medium-chain acyl-CoA ligase ACSF2, mitochondrial. Gene Ontology annotation, biological process: fatty acid metabolic process. Bases 74 to 1810 code for a protein of 578 amino acids. The record is from RefSeq and is a predicted model, not a curated record. Lineage: Eukaryota; Metazoa; Arthropoda; Insecta; Lepidoptera; Pieridae. Gene Ontology annotation, molecular function: medium-chain fatty acid-CoA ligase activity. The transcript is spliced from 12 exons.
AAUAUGUUUCAUAAAUGGCUAAUCAGUCUGAUUACUACAACAGAACGGAUACCACGGCUGCUAUCUGCGAAUCAUGUUUAAAAGUGCUGUGUUUAUUAAAAACCGGAUAAAUUUUACACAAAUAAGAUUAUCUCGGCACUUACAAACAGAUCAAGCGAGCUACUUACUAAAUCCAGGGCGUGAACCUUUGACCAGCGCAAAUUUAGGACAAGUUUUAGAAGAAAGCGUUAAGAAGUAUGCGGACAGAAUAGCGAUAAAAUCUAUUCAUGAAGACUUGAGUAUUACAUAUGAAGACUUACUUAAACAGGCAGACUCCUUGGGCCAUGCUUUACGACAGAAUGGCUUCGAAAAGGGCGAUCGAUUUGGUAUCUGGACCCACAACUGUGCAGGAUGGAUAGUGGCAACGUUAGCCGCUGCAAGAGCAGGGCUUAUAUCUGUACUAAUCAAUCCCCUCUACGAGAAACCAGAGUUAAGCUAUUGCAUAAAUAAAGCGGAAUUAAAAGGCAUUCUCAUUGGAGAUGAAAUAUCAAGUAGGAACUAUUACAGUAUGAUGGAACAGAUUAUACCUGAACUGGAGAAGUCGAAACCAGGCCAAAUAAGAUCGGAUAAAUUUCCAACACUCACCACUGUUGUAACUGCUGGAAAAAAUAAUUUACCAGGCACAUUCAGUCUACAUUCUUUAUCAAACGAUCACAAAAAUAAUAAUUAUGUAUCUCAAUAUGUCCAAGAAAUCGGAUCAGAAGAUGGCAGCAUUAUUCAUUUCACUUCAGGGACUACUGGAAAUCCGAAAGCCGGCCUAGACUCUCACCUGGGUCUUGUAAAUAAUACAUAUUAUACAGGAAUUAGAAACAGUUUUAACGAAGGACAUCAAAUUGUGUGUGUGCAAGUUCCACUAUUUCACGCAUUGGGCUCGGUAAUCACCACCAUAGGUGGACUCAGAAAUGGCGUCACUCUAGUUUUGGCGGCUCCGACCUAUAACGUGGCUGCCAAUAUAAAAGCAUUAUGUUCCGAAAAGUGUACGGCAAUUACUGGAACACCGACAAUGUACGUCGACAUUAUCUCACAAAUAAAAGACAAGGGAGAUUUACCAAUAAAAUUAAAAAUGGCGCUAGCGGCCGGUGCUCCUUGUAGUCCACAGCUUAUACAUCAAAUUGAGAAACAUCUUAAAGCAGAUUCAGUCAGAGCACUCUAUGGUAUGACUGAAACUACGGCGAGUGUAUUUCAAUCGCUUCCCACGGAUGGUGUGGACCUUGUAGCUGAGACUGUUGGAUAUUUGCAAGACCAUGUAGAAGUUCAAGUUGUCGAUCAGAACGGACAAAGAGUACCAUAUAAUCAACCUGGCGAAUUAAUGGUGCGUGGUUACCUUAAUAUGCUGAAGUAUUGGAAUGAUCCAGAAAAAACUAAACAGACACUAACACAUGACGGAUGGCUUCAUACAGGUGAUACAUUUACGAUAUCCCCGGAUGGAUAUGGCCGCAUAGUUGGUAGAAUUAAGGACAUCAUCGUUAGAGGAGGGGAGAAUAUAGCCCCAAAAGAGAUAGAAGACCUGUUGAACACGCACCCGGAUAUUAUUGAGAGUCAAGUCGUUGGAGUGGCAGAUGAAAGAUUGGGGGAAGAACUUUGUGCAGUAUUAAGGACACGAGAAAAUGUUGCUAUUGAUCUUCAAGAUAUAAGAUCGUUCUGUUCUGGAAAAAUUGCCAGGUUCAAAAUACCCAGAAUAAUAAAAACGUUAGAUGAAUUCCCCAAAACGGUUUCUGGAAAGAUACAAAAGUUUAGAUUAAAACAAAUGAUCGACUCCGGAAAGUUGUAAAUAAAUAUGUUUUCUAUUUA